This is a messenger RNA of Plectropomus leopardus (leopard coralgrouper), 2762 nucleotides long. Its product is annotated as Krueppel-like factor 11. The record is from RefSeq and is a predicted model, not a curated record. Lineage: Eukaryota; Metazoa; Chordata; Actinopteri; Perciformes; Serranidae. Gene Ontology annotation, molecular function: RNA polymerase II cis-regulatory region sequence-specific DNA binding; DNA-binding transcription factor activity, RNA polymerase II-specific. Gene Ontology annotation, biological process: regulation of transcription by RNA polymerase II.
UGGGCUCUCAGCUGAAGUCAGUCCGCGCGGCGCUCGGCAGAAGCUCGCGCUGAUUGUUGACUGCUCACUCUCCGCCGCUGUCCUCGCGCUCCGCUCCGGUACCGGCAGACGCUGCUCCCCGCUCCUCUCCGCUCCCGAUGCUCAGCCUCCCGGCGGAGCGCGGCCGUCAGGUUGACCAUAUGGACGGCCGGACGGUGUCCACCAUGGAGCUGAAGCCGUGCAUCGAGUACCACGACCUUGAGGCCGCCGAGGCGCUCGUCAGCAUGAGCUUCUGGGGUCAAAGGUCGCACAAGCCCCGCCCGCUCACUCCCACCUCCGACUCCUGUGACUCCAUCCACCUGCAUCCUGAGGGGGGCGACGCCCCCAAAGACCUGAUCGCCCUGUCCUCGCUGUGCAUGACUCCUCCUCACAGUCCGAGCUUCGCCGAGGCCUCCACCACCACGGUCCUCACCACCUCCUGCUCCGCCCUCAGCUCCUCCGGGCCAGUGUUACCCCGCCCCUUGUUCGGCCCUGGCCCCGCCCUCCUCCUCGGCGAGUCCUACCCCUGCCCCCCUCCCUGCUGCUCCUCCUCAGAGACCUCAGCUCCUCCUCAGACAGAGUCGUCCUGCGUGGCUCCGCCCAGCAGAGCCAUGGCCACCAGUGUCAUCCGCCACACCGCCGACAGCCUCGGCAUCCCUCCGCCUCCACCCCCCGCCUCCCAGCCGACAGAAACCUCCACGCCACCGCCGCCAGGACCUCCACAGACUCUUCCAGAGGAGAAGGACGGAGCUCCUCCGUCUCCCGACAGCCCGUCCUCUCCUCCCUCCUCUGCGUCUCCUCCUCACUCCUCCCCGCUGUCUUCCCCCUCCUCCUCCUCCUCCCCGCUCCUCUGCCAGGUGUUCCCGGUGAGCGGCCGGACGGGGAUGAUCUCCGCCUUCGUUCAGGCGCCGGUUCAGGUGCAAACUCAGGGGGGGCCGAAGCCAAUCCUGCCCCAGACCCCCUCCAGUUUUGCCCCACCCCUGCUGGUGGGCUCCACCGUGCCGCAGGGGACCGUCAUGUUCGUCGUCCCUCAGGCGUCCGUGUCGCAGGCGCCACAGGGCACGCAGACUGUCAUGACCCUGGGCAACACCAAGCUCCUCCCCCUGGCCCCCGCCCCCGUUUACAUGCCGACGGGAGCGAGCGGCGGUGCCGCCUCGCAGGCAGACUUCUCCCGCAGACGGAACUACGUCUGCAACUUCCCCGGCUGCAAGAAGACGUACUUCAAGAGCUCGCACCUGAAGGCUCACCUGCGCACGCACACAGGUGAGAAGCCGUUCAGCUGUCACUGGGAGGGCUGCGACAAAAAGUUCGCCCGCUCCGACGAGCUCUCCCGCCAUCGCCGGACACACACCGGUGAGAAGAAGUUCGUCUGCAACGUGUGCGACCGGCGCUUCAUGCGCAGCGACCACUUGACCAAACACGCCCGGCGGCACAUGACCACCAAGAGGGCGUCAUCGUGGCCCGCCGAAACCCGAGACCUCAACAAAGUGGCCCUGCCCAAGGGCCAAAGCAGGGGCCCCGCACUUCCUGUCAGCAUGCUGGUCUCUACUGCCAACUAAGACCCUGUUUGUUCUCGGCUUUAAGACACGUCCGGGCGGUCAGAGAGGACGGCCGAGACGCCGUGCACGCCUGUGACGACCGUGUGUGUGUGUGUGUGUGUGUGUGUGUGAGCGGGCCGCUCCACCUGCUGACAUCAGCAGCACAGUCACCUGCGACUCGACAAAGAGCGUUGGACGAGACGCCCAAACAAUCGCCACGUCCUGCGCCGAUGACGCAUCAGGACACAUUCACACGACAGACACGCGGUCGAACGGCACGUCAGCAGCUGCUCUGAGCGACCAGGUCACGAUGCGUCUCGGCGGUCGUUUACACUCGUAUUUAACGCCGCCCGUGUGUGAUCGGACAGGCCAGGACGCGUUUUAAAACCGGUGUGAACAGGGUGCACCAGACUCAGUCAGGGGGCCCCACAGGGCCAACUCAGGACCCCGGGGCGGGGGGGGGGGGGACACCUGCAGAUCACUCUGGUCGAUUCAAUCAGCUCCACAUCAGGAGGAUCUUUUUUACCAAUCAGCUGCUGCUGGAGGCGCCGCUAUGCUCCGGUGGCGUUUACACCAACAACGACAAACUCUGAUCAUCAACUCCUUUAAACUCCAAAUCUGCUUUUAUUUUGGCGGGGCACAAGUGAAGGAGGGCGUCGCUCUUCGUCGAGUGUGUUCACAUCGUCUGCAGACACAGCAGCGACCCCAAGAGGCGAAACGGCCAUCACACUCCAGAAAACUUAGCUGCCGGGUAGAUUUACGAAAAAGCAGAUCGUCAAUAAGAAUCAUAAAAUCUGAAGUUUAAAAACAAACGAUUCAUUUCCAGACUCAGUUCGGUCGUCACUUUCAUGACGUGUUUGAGCUUUUUAAGUUUUAGUGUUCGGCUCUUUGUUGCCACAUAUGAAAGGUUCGUAAGGGACUGUGUGUUAUUUAUGAGAGGGGAGGGGGUGGUGCAAAAAGGGGGAGGCAUGUCAGAUCAUUUUUUGAAUCAUGCGAGGGACUUUUUAUUUUAGCUUUAGAGAACGGGCAUAAAACUUUAAAAGGCUGGAUUUUGUAUAUAUUUAACAGCCAAUUUUUAAUUGCGGAAGUUUUUUUGUUUUUUUUUAAAGAAAACAUUCAGGUUUGGAAGAAAUAUUCCUUUAAAAACUGCAGAUUGCCAAUAUUUUCUGUAGAGAUUGCUGCUAUUUAAAGAAAACCUGGAUUUGG